CUAGCUUCAGUGCAAAUAGUUUUCAAAUGGUAACGCUGCCGCUGUCUGCAGAUUCGCAAUAUAUCGCUAUUGGAAGAAGUUAUACAUUUGAUUAGUUUUCCUUUUCUAUAGCUAUUAUUUCAAGGUUUUGAUGGAGACUGAUAGCAGUGAUGAAGACCAGAAUGAGGGAGAAGAAGGAACUCUUUUACCUAAGGAUCCUGACUUUGAGAGAAAUCUAAAACCACAAAUGGACACCAUCUUUGCAGAAAUUGAAAAAUCGCUUCCCACCAUUGAUUUUGACUUGUCAGAUUUGUCAUCAGACUCUGAGGAACCUGUGAUCCUUCAUCGUAGUCUGCUAAAGUCUGCAGAGGUUGAUUUUGAUGAUGAGAAGGAUCUUGACACUAGCCUCAGUGGAGAGUCAGCCACAGAUGUUUUCAAAGAUCAUCCUGGAUUCCUUCACAUUCCUGAUUUUGACAAAAACUCAGGGUCUGCUUGCUUUUCAGGACUGGCUUUUGACAAUGAUAUUGCAGCAUUGCUGUCUGCUUGUGAUAGUGGACAUAAUGAAGUCACGAGCUGGAAGGAUCUAGAAAAGGUUGUACAAGAAGAUAAAGGAAUGCAGAAAGCUAAAUUAAACCAGAAGGACAAGAAGAAAGAAGCUAGUUUUCAAGAUCAAGUCAUGAAGGAGACCCAUCAAUAUAAGAGCGAAGAACAAUCUGCAGAAGAUGAGAGCAGGCAGGUGACUGUUGCAGAAACUGGAGAGUUUUUAGUUGCCAAAAUCAAGGAAAACAGUGUUAGAAACCUUUCUCCAUCUGGUGGCAGAAUAGUUGAUACACAGUUCAUUUCCAUUCAUCCCACUUUGUCAAAUGUUGGAUCAGGCACCCAAGAUUGGUCCUCUGACCAGGAUAGCAAUAAAGGAGCAGAAGGAGAAGAAAUGUCAUCAAGGCAACAAAGGAAUAAAAGAACAAGACAUAACAAAGAAACACUGCAGCAGAACAGGCACCAUACCACAGAUCGGGCCAUGAAAUACAGCUCCACAAUACCACGCUUGUCAUUUGACCUAUUAAAUAACAUUGACUUUGACAACCUAACACUGAAUAACAAAGGAAUUGAAGAGUGGCAGACAACUCGAGCUGUUGGAUCUCCUGACUCAUUUGAAGAAGAGUCUGAUGGCUUGACAGUAAUACAGAAGCUGGCCAGAUGUUCAAUGGAACAGGCUGGUAAGCCUUGUGACCUCUCUGCCUUUGACCCUCAGACAGGAGCAUCUUUGGUUGCCACGACCUCGACUUUAUCCCAGUCCACAGUUUCUUUAGCCACAUCCCCUUCAUCCUUGACAUCUGUUAAUAAGUGUGGUCUUAAGGAGAUAACUGGAUCUUCAACUGGAGCUUGCCCUGACACAGAUGGAAGAUUUGAAAGUAAUGUUUGGUCUAAAAACAAAACAAUGACUGAUAGAAUCAUAUCAUCACAUAGCAUGCAUGCCAGACAUGAGGUAAAGCAAUGGUCUGAGCCAAAGACUGUGUACAUUGACCUUCGUGGAUUUGACCAGCACCGGGAGGAGGAGAAAGAAUGUUUGGCCAGUGUGAAGAGAGUGCUUGGACUUGAACAGGAGAGCAACAGGGAAGAUUCUAGCGAUUCUGAGGACGAUGAAAGUUGGAUACAGAGAAGACAGAGAAUAAAGAAAAGUAUAAUGUCCAGAGGCAUUUCUACAUCAGCUUCCUCCUCACUGUCUUCUCCCAUUGACAGUGCCAAACAAUCAAAGCAGAGGCAAAACAUGGACAUCAAAAACAAGUCAGCUGUAACAACAGAAGGAUUGUGUGAUGUGCCAGUCUCAGUUCACACAUUGCCAUCCAGCACCAUACAAAGAUUUGACUUGAAUGGAGCCACUCACACUAUGACAGAAGAGGGCCAUAGUCUGGCAACCACAACCUUCCCAUUGCCGACAUAUAGCAGCAUGGGUGUCUCCACACAAGAGGAUGAUAGUGAUGAUAAACAAAGGGUAGAGGGUGAUUCCAGAAAACUCAGCCCAAGAUCAAAAGUCACUGAUAGUUGUUGCAAAAGCAAAGACCAGCAGAACAGAUUUUUUGCAGGAGAUGAGAAAUCAAGUCACCAAGGGACAAAAAGAUCCCAACACAUUCAAACUACUUGUGACAAAAUGUUGCAAAUCCAAGACACAUCUAUCAAGACAACAGUAUUGAGUGGUACAGUGGUCACUCCUACAAGCUACAAGUUUAAUGACACCUCUACAUCUUCAAAAGAUACCUAUGAACAGAUGACCAGUGCAUCCGGAGGCAACAUUUCUGAAAGAGCCGAUGAUAGUUGCUGUUCAAGGACUGAAGUAGCCAUGAUGAAGGAGCAGGAAAGAGAAAAACAACGCGGGGCAGAUAGGCUUGAACGUGAGAAACGAGAAAAAGAGAAGUCUGCCAAACUUCGAAUGGGCCACAGCUUGGAAGGCCUGCGCCCUACAGCUUGUGUAAGUGGAACACAACCAUGUGCAGAAAAUACACCUGUACUUUUUGACAUGAACACUUCCUAUGAGCCUCGCAUACCAGUUCUGCCAACCUCACUACAAGGAGAGCCAACAAUGCUGAUUACAGUCACCCUUUCCAGCAAUGGUGAGAUUGCAGCCUUCAGCUCACAUGCAAACAAGAGCAUUGAUAAAAAAAUGAAUAAUUUGUCCAGAAGCUACUUGUCGCUUGUAUGCUGGCUGUUGAGUUUAAUACCUCCCAACUUUGACCAAGUAAAGCAGUAUCUACUGCCGCAGAUGAGUUGUCCUGUGUACCCUGAGACAUUCCCACCUUUCCAUGUGAUUGGAAUGCAGCAGCUUUGGGUAAAUGAGUCACUCUGUUUAGCCAUCCUUGUGUGCCCUUCUCCAGUCUACUGUCUGCAGAAAGAUGAUAAAAAAGAACUUUCUAAUUUAAGGAAAACAAAGAAAGGUGACAACACAUCAAAGUUCUACAAGUUUGUAGAUACCUUCCUGUCCCGAAACUCACUAAGCAGUGUGAGGUGUUGGAAACAGUACAUCAGCCCGCCAGAUACAUCUUCUGCAGUAGAUCAGGAAGCUGAAGAAGAGUUUGAACCUCCACUGGCUUUCAACAAGCUAGGUUCAUCGGUCUGCAACAAGCCAUUGUCCUCGUUCAUGCAGAUCCAUACAGAUGUCAGUGCUACAGACAAGAUUUUCAACAAAGAUGUUGGCUUUUUCUGGCAGACUGUAGACUCACAAGAAAGCUUUUAUGAACAUGGAGCAGGUCAUAUGAGUGGGGAGAAUAUUCUACAGAACACUGUUGUUAUUCUGCAUCAUGAAGCCCUCUUUUUGCCAAAGCUGGUUUAUACACUUCUGGAGACAGUGACUUUCAACUGCUGUGACAUCUGUGGUUUGCGUGUUUUGUAUCCGGAUGAAAAAGUCAACGGCAACUUAAUGUCUAUAUUUGGUACAUACAUGGAUUCUACACAGAGGUUUUAUGGUGUGUCGCCAGCAUUGGCUCUUGCCAUUCGAGGCCCCAAUGCACAAGACAAAGUAGCAAAAAUUAUUGGUCCUUUGGACUACAGAAUUGCUAUCCAGACAGACCCAGAUUGCUUGUCAGCUGUGUUUGGAAACUUAAGAAGCAGGCUCAACAUUCAUCAUGUGAGAAUUCUAGACCACACCACCAGUGAAUUGGUGUUUUGGUUUGGGGGUCGCAUUUCCAAGGGUGCCAGCAUGGAUGUGGGUUUACCAUACAAACCAAAAGAUAGCAUGCCUAAUGCUGUAUCCAGCAGCUCCUCAUCAGGCCAGCCUCAUUCCAAGAGCAAGAAAGGAAAGCGGCAAAGUGGAGUUGAUGCAGAAGAGUUUUUGAUGCAAGAAGCACCCCCUAGACCUCCUGCAGCUCUCAGUGGAACUACAAAAAGCCAUGUCAUCUUGGUUAUUGCGCCAGUUGUGCCAGUAUCUGUGUUGGGGCUGCUAAUACAAGCAGUUCAGCAGAAAGCUGGGUUUCAGCCUCGAGGGAUUCGUCGCUUGUGUCUAUCAGUGCGACGUGCAACAAACAUUGGGAUUCCAGAUGAGCACCACAGUGUGUUCUGCCCGGGCAUCAAUUUAGAGUUUGCUGCUCUGGACAGCACAAAACAGCAACAAGACAGUUUAAGCCCUUGUACAGUGCUCAUUCUCGAAAGAGAGAAUGCUUCACACCAUACUGCAGCUCUUUGUGAAAUGCUGGGAAUUGAGCUUAAAUCUCAAUAUAUCCUGAGUAAAAUAAAAGCCCGGACAGGAAGUACAGUUGAAACAGAACACUUGCUUCAUGUGCUGGAUUAUUCUGAAGCUGUUCUAGCUACACUUGGUGGCCACUUCAGUAAGUGCCCAGAGUUUGAUCCAUGUGGCAGUUGUGGGAGUCAUGACCAUCUGUACAGCAACAGUGAACUGGAGCAGGUGGUGGUUCUCCUACUGCUUGGCAGAGAACUGCUGAAGGAAUGGGGAGUGUUUCUAAGACAACUUCAGUCACAAACAUCUGUAUCACUUGUAGACCAGACAGAAUGGUGUGACUAUGAAUUGCUUGGAAUAAAGUGGCUUCCUCAUUUGUCACCCUUCCAGGCAAGAGAGGUAACUCCAUUUGAACUGGGUGAUAAGGACUGGAAAAGCAGUGUUCAUUUCCUUUCAACAGCCCCAGCACUGGUUCUGGCUCUUCGGGGUGUCAAUGCAUUCCAAAAGCUGGAACAUUUUCUCUCUCCCGGAGCAAACCACUGCAGCCAAGCAAAUUUUGAAUCAGCAACUUUGAAAUCUUGCACUUUACACAAAGUGCAACAUCCAAUGAAGCUGAUGACCAAGAGUGCUGAUGAAGCCUACACUUUGCUACGGUUAUUUUUUGGGAGUGAUGAAAUUUUUCCAGAUGCUGACUGUCGGUGUCUGCUACAGUACCUUCCGGAGUCCCGUCACUACCACAGUAGUAGUGAAUGGAACCAACUAAGAAAUGCUGAAAGACUGAAGUCAAAGCUGCUUCCUAGACCUAAGGACUUGCCAGGUGUGCGUCAGGAGUUGAUAUUUGAGCAACUGUUGAGUGGUCCUUCACCGAUUACUACCUUUCUACUCAUCAAGCCGGGUGCAGCCACAAAACACCUGGCCAAGAUUGUGCGCAAGGUUGUGCACGAGGGAUUCAGAAUAGUGGGUCUUCAUCAAGCAGUUAUGACCAGGUCGCUGGCUUGCAGCUUUCUGGAGCUGGACUAUCAGGUCUCUGCACAAGAACUGGAAACCCAUUUGGAUUAUCUGACUUCAGCACCAAGCAUAUACUUGUGUCUUUACCGUGAGAAUGCUGUCAAAAAACUCAUUGAUUUGAUUGGACCAGAAGAUCCACAACUUGCAAGGCAACAGAACCAGUUCUACUGGAGAGGAGUUGUUGGGAUAGAUGUUGUGCACAAUGGUUUAUAUGCAUCUCGCUCAUAUAUAGAGUCAGUGUGGGACCAGAAGACAUUUUUCCCAGAUGGUCUGUGUUGUCUCAGGACUCAGGAACUAGCAAAUGAGCAGAUCACUUGUCCUGCAGUGGACACAGAAAUGGAUGUGAACUUUGCCCAGCACAGGCAUACUGUACACAACAUGGCAAGCAAGCAUGCCAGGGACCCCCAGAUUUCUAUGGUACAUUUGCUGCUCAUGCAGACUACAUGCCUUGUGCUGCCCCCUAAACUGCUUGCCACCGUGCCAGAUGCCAGAGAUGCCCCUUUCGUUUACAUCCUUGACACGCUGCUGAGCCGAGGUUUUGAGGUGGUGGGGGCACGCAUGGUUUGGAUGAACGUGCAACAAGCGCAGCAGUUGCUGCAUGUGAUGCAUGGCGGCAGUUUUCAGGCGGUGACUGACUUGACAUCUGGCCCCUGUCUGGUUCUGGCUUUAGACCGAGAUAAUGCUGUCUUGGCCUUUGACAUCACUUUUGGCGGGAGCGGAGACCCAGGAUCGGUGCUGUCAAUGUAUGGCAAAGAUAUAUUCAGGCCGGCUGACCUUGAACAGGCAAACCAGCUGUUGGCGCUGUUUUUCAGAGAACUCAUGCCUGGCAGCCACAUGGAGAUUCGUGGAGUGCAAGAAAUAAGUUCAGGAGCCAGCAGCAAGUCUUCGAUGUAACCUAGCGUAUCGGAGGCCAUUUGAU
Molecule: messenger RNA, 6071 nt
Organism: Pomacea canaliculata
Lineage: Eukaryota; Metazoa; Mollusca; Gastropoda; Architaenioglossa; Ampullariidae
Source: RefSeq, a predicted model, not a curated record